AGGCUAGUACGUUCACAUUCACAACUGAUCGAUCAGUACGUAGAAAUAUAUAUACUGUAUCAAUUAUAUAUGGCUACCGAUAAUAAUCUUCACUUUGUCUUGUUUCCUCUAAUGGCUCAAGGCCAUAUGAUACCCAUGGUAGAUAUGGCCAGAAUACUAGCCCACCGUGGCGCCACAGUCUCCAUAGCCACCACUCCGCUUCUCGCAAAUCGUGUUAGAGGGAUCGUGACCCGAGCCAAACUCAAAAUCCAGCUGCUUGAACUUCCACUCCCAUUAGAUAAAGUUGGUUUGCCACAAGGGUUCGAAAGCCUUGAAAGUGUUCCACCAACUGACAUCAAGGUCAAGCUCUUCGAGGCCAUGGACUUGCUCCAACAACCCAUUGAGCAACUGUUUCGCGGACUAUGUCCUCCUCCUUCAUGUAUAAUCUCAGAUUCUCCUUUUACGUGGACUCAAGAUGUGGCUCGGAAGUUUAACAUCCCCCGGCUUGUUUUCUAUGGACCAGGGUGCUUCUGGCUCGUGUGCAAGCACCUUGUAUCCGCUACAAACAUUUUGGAACAGAUUGAGUCUGACUCAGAACGGUUUGUGAUUCCCGGCUUGCCUGACCGAAUUGAAGUUACUAAACUUCAAUUCUUGGGUACCUCCAAAACAAUAUCUGCUAAAGAGAAGUUGUUUAGGGACCGGUUUCAAAAAGCCGAGAGAGAUGCAUAUGGGAUUGUGGUUAAUAGUUUUAACGAGUUGGAACCCGAGUAUGCUCAAGAAUUAGCAAGGCUGAAACACAAGAAAGUAUGGUGUAUAGGCCCGGUUUCAUUAUGCAACAAAGAUAACAAGGAUUUAGCAGACAGGGGAAACCGGGCCGCGGUUAAUGAAUCCGACUGCUUGAAAUGGUUGGAUGCAAAGGAGCCGGGGUCUGUUAUCUAUGUUGGCUUGGGAAGUCUUGCCCAUGUUUCCUCACAACAAGGGAUUGAGCUCGGGUUAGGUCUCGAGGCCACUAACCGACCCUUCGUGUGGUGCAUAAGAAAAAAAACUGAAGAGCUAGAGAAGUGGUUUUCAGAAGAGGGGUUUGAAGAAAGGGUGAAAGACCGAGGGUUGAUAGUCCACGGUUGGGCCCCACAAGUGUUGAUAUUGUCACACCGGGCCGUUGGAGGCUUCUUAACACACUGUGGGUGGAACUCGACUCUAGAAUCUGUUUGUGCUGGAGUGCCUAUGGUUACAUGGCCACAUUUUGCGGACCAGUUUCUUAAUGAAGCCUUCAUAGUAGAUAUUCACAAGAUUGGAGUUGGGAUCGGUGUGGAGAUUCCGGAUGAAGAUAGCAUAGAAGCGUUGGUUAAGAAAGUGGAUGUGAAGGAGGCAGUAGAACGGUUAAUGAAUGAAGAUGAAGACGAAGCGAAACAGAGAAGGAAAAGAGUGACGGAGCUUGGCCAAAUGGCCAAGAGAGCAAUGGCUGAAGGGGGGUCUUCUUGUGUCAAUGUAACAUCGUUGAUUCAAGAUAUUAACUGUUUAAGCAGGAUUAAUAAACAAACAUGCCAGAAUGAACAUCAAUCACACAUUAGUUAAA
Molecule: messenger RNA, 1555 nt
Organism: Erigeron canadensis
Lineage: Eukaryota; Viridiplantae; Streptophyta; Magnoliopsida; Asterales; Asteraceae
Product: UDP-glycosyltransferase 73E1-like
Exons: 1
Coding region: 70-1554 (494 amino acids)
Molecular function (GO): UDP-glycosyltransferase activity
Source: RefSeq, a predicted model, not a curated record